UCUGUUAUUCUGUAACAAAUUUGUAAAAAUGUCACAAGCCUAACUACUGUCAAUCAUUAGCCCGAAACCCUAUCUUACAAAUUUAAGUUGGUGGUUAACCCUAACUUAGUUAUGGGGGAACCACAAAUUGACGGAUACACAAGAUUUCAAGACGAUGCAAUUCUUGACGUUACGGACGCUUUUAGUGCUCAUUCAAUCAAUCGUAGUGUUCCAACACAAGACUACCCCAAUGAGAUAGGCAGCCAGAGUAACCUAACUAGACCUGACAACAAUGGCGUGGAGUUGACGAGUCCAGCUGACAGUUUCUACGAUGUGGACCAACACUGGGAGAUGAACUACCAUGAGGCUGCUAUAUUUCUAGAGGAAGGGAAGAACAACGAGAAGUUUGACUCCCACCCUAGAGAGCCAGAUGCGUUGCCAGCCUAUCUACUGGUUCACAACCGAUGGUACUACGGACUAGACCUGACCACUUCCAUGCUGCUACUCGCCUUAGCCUUAGUGGAGGACCCUGCGGUGCCACUGUUCAGGUUGCCAGUCGGAGUUCACGGGAUGAUAGAAUUGAUAGCAUUGGCUGUGAUUGGAGCUGAGGUGACACUGAAACUAAGAUGGAUUGGUUGGGGAGCUCUUCUCAAACAUAAACGCACCAUGCUCAAGUGCAUCACUUUGGCAAUAAUGUUCGUGGAGGCAGUCACAGUUCUCGUUCGUCAGUCUUCACAUUUCCGAGUGACUCGAGCGCUGCGGCCAAUAUUCCUAGUGGAUACUCGACAUCUCGGAGGCGUUCGUCGAUGCAUUCGUCAAAUCCUACAAUCCAUGCCUCCGAUCUUCGACAUGCUCGCUCUCAUAUUCUUCUUUGUCUCUAUUUACGCCAUCCUCGGCUAUUAUCUGUUCUCCAACAUGCCCAACCAUUCUUACUUCGAGUCGUUGUUUGACAGUUUCGUCAGUAUGUUUGUUCUUCUCACCACAGCAAAUUUCCCUGAUGUUAUGAUGCCAGCGUAUGCCGUGUCUAAGUGGUAUUCUCUUUUCUUCAUCUCUUACCUCUGCAUCUGCCUUUACGUUUUGAUGAACCUGAUGCUUGCUGUGGUUUACGAAACUUUCACCAACAUAGAGAGGGAGAAGUUCAGAAAGCUCCUUCUACACAAGAGACAAGCAUGCCAACAUGCUUUCUGUCUUCUCACCACCAAACACAACCCGACGAAAAUGAGGUUCCGCCAGUUUGAGGGACUUAUGCGAUACUUUGCUCCGAGGAAAAGUAUCCGAGACAUCUUGUUGAUGUUCAAACAGCUCAAUACCAGCAACUCCGGAGCAAUCACUCUAGAUGAGUUCUGUAGUGUCUAUGACGCAGUCUCCAUAGACUGGGAGGUUCAGUACGCCAACAUUCCCUGGUUCCACUCCGCGUGGAUGCCUCUACAGAGGUUCUGCCAACUCAUGCACAACGUUGUCAUGUGGACACACUUUGAAACUAUUGUUUGCGCAAUUGUGGUAUUCAAUGGGAUGUCUAUGGUGUACAGAGGCCUAGACACAUAUACAGACUUGGAGUCGGCUGCCAGAAUGUUUCUAGCUUCAUGGGAUGCUCUCUUCUUCCUAUUUUUACAAUCGCUGGAGAUUAUUGUGAAGAUCCUAGGUCUCGGGGUGAAUCACUACCUACACUCUGGAUGGAACUUUUACGAUCUGAUGGUGACAGCUGGCAACCUAGUAGCUGUGGCAGUUAUAUACUUGGUGCCGUCAUUCACUUACGGUGUCGUCGUCAGACCUCUUCGUCUACUUCACUUGUUCAAGAUGAAGAAGCGUUACCGAGACAUCAUUGGAACUCUUGCUCUUCUAACUCCGCUGAUGUGCUCCACUGCUGUUGUCAUGCUGGUUUUGUAUUACUUCUUCGCAAUUAUCGGAAUGGAGCUGUUCGAAGGUUAUGACAUGAAGAACUGUUGCAAAGGAACUGCGGUGGAAGAUUUUUACAGAUACUCGGCAAAUGAGACUUCCGCCCUGGGAUACUACUAUCUCAACACAUUUGAGAACCUAGCGACAAGCUACGUCACAUUGUUUGAGCUGACCGUGGUCAACAACUGGUUCAUCAUGAUGACCGGUUACGCCAGUGUGGUUCAUCCCCUCAGUCGGAUAUACUUCAUCCUGUUCUACCUGACCACGAUGGUGGUGCUUACCAUUGUUGUUGCCUCUGUUCUUGAGGCGUUCAGGUUCAGAAUACAGUACAAAAGACACACUACCAAGAGGGAUGAAGAAAAAUUGCUUCAUGAAGAGAUAGAUUUGAAAUGGGAAGAGAUUCAGAGUUGGGUUCAAGACUUUCAUAUUUUAGAGAAAUUACGAUCAGAUUUGGUUGUCGGGGGAAUCGCUACUUUUGUUGGAGUUCGUCCCCGCAAUAGGGAGAUCCUACAGAAGAGAAUGUACAGGUCUGAGAUUGACCAAUGGAUGAAAGAAGCACCGCUAGCACAGGAAUCUCCACACUCUUCUUGGGAUUACGGUCUAACCGUGACUGCAUGAGCACCAUCAAUUCAGCUUGUAUUUCCAAGCGUCCUGACAUCCGUUUCUGGCCGAGACAAGUAGAGUUACGUUUUUGCAGUUACGUUGUGAAGAUGUGAUUCACUCACAACAUUGUUAAUGCUAUUCCAAUCUUAGCUUUUAUUUGUGACAAUAACUAUUUAUUUUGACAGGUAUUUCGUUAAGUAUUAGUUUUACAUAUUUUAUCAUAUGACUCGUAAUAAUAAAUACAAUAAAAAUAUGUACAUAAUACAAUAAUCAAUAACAUGUAUUUUGGGGGCAGAUAGUAAGAAGCCGAACGACUUAAUUAUAUCAUUCACUGAUUGUCGUCAAACAUGAUCUACCUGUGACAAAUAAUUCUCUUAAAUAGUACUCUUAAAUACUUACAGAAGAUGUAUUAAGAUUAGGCUACGCAUAAUGUUUAAUUAUUUUAUUAUAGAUACCGGUGUUUAAAAGGUUGUAAUGGAAUUGAUAUCUGUGUUAAACACGCUUUUUACCAUUAAAAAUUAACUUGUUACAGGGUAAUUUACUUGUUUUGAAAUGUUUAAGUUUUACCAUUACAGUUCUUAGAUUUAAUUUAUGAUUUUUAUUAACUAUUAUUACAAGUCUGUAAUUCCAUGGUCCUUGAUCUGUCCUUGUAUUCUUUUUACAAUUGUUUUUCAUUUUGUUAUUUUUUUCUGUUGGAAAUUUAAUUUUUUUUUUUUAGAAAUUUUGUAUGGAAUACACAUACUGUGUAGAGCUCACAGCAAAAGAAUUUUAUAAUUUAACACAUUUGAUUUAAUAUUUAUUUCAUAUUUAGACUAAUCUAUAUAAUCUGUUGAUGAUAAAAGUGCAAUAAAAACUGUCAUAAAGAAUAAUAUGAAGAAGAAGAAUGAAAUUUCCAGCCCUGCAAUUUAGGUAGUAAUUUCAGGAUUGAGUUCUUUAACUGCCUUUUUUACUUGACCACUUUACCUUAGAUUAAUUAUAUUGUUUGUUAAUGUUUUUGUACCUAGGAUCUUAAGCCCAGUUAUUAAUUCAUCUACAAUUCUCUGAGUCAUGCAUCAAACUUCUAUCAUUACUAAAUUAGUUAUAUUUCAUAUUCAACUCCUCAAUAGUACUUGUGUUACUUUAACUGAUGGAUUUCAUUCAAUCCUCCCAAUUCCAGAUUUUUUAGAUAUUCAUAACUCUUUUCAACUGUCAGCCAUAUCACACUUAUUUAAUUUGAAUAACCUCCAAGGUACUGCAGAUUUAUCCCUAAAUAUUUUCAAAUAAUUCAACUGAAAUGUAUUUUUAAAUGAAGAAUCACGUAAAAUUAUUAGUUAUCACCAAUAAAACAUAUUUAAGUGAAAAUAACUAAACAGAAACAAUUAUUUGCUGACCUUUGUAUUUUUCUGAAACAUUCAAUGAAGAAGUUUUUUGUAGUAAGACCAAAGAUAGGAUUUGGUAGGCUGUAAGCAGGUUUAGGAUAGUGUUCUGUGAUUAAUUGUAAUAUUAAGUAAUUUAUUUAAUGUCCUUGAUAACUAUAUGCACUAGAGUCUUGUUUAGAAAUUAAAUAAAUUGGUUACACUCAUAAUGUAAUAACUUAUAACUAUUAUUUAAUAGAAAAUUUUAGAGCUUAAUUGUAAUCAGGUCCUCAACAUUUCAGUAUAUACAUGUAUUUUUGUCUUUAUUUUUAUAAAAACUCAUUAGUUUGGAUUCAAAACAUAAACAGGGCUUCAGUGUAGUGAUAAAUUAAUAAAUAAAUAUUGAAUACAA
Molecule: messenger RNA, 4224 nt
Organism: Macrosteles quadrilineatus (aster leafhopper)
Lineage: Eukaryota; Metazoa; Arthropoda; Insecta; Hemiptera; Cicadellidae
Product: two pore calcium channel protein 1-like
Exons: 14
Coding region: 112-2493 (793 amino acids)
Biological process (GO): transmembrane transport; monoatomic ion transport
Cellular component (GO): endosome membrane; lysosomal membrane
Molecular function (GO): voltage-gated channel activity; monoatomic ion channel activity; calcium ion binding
Source: RefSeq, a predicted model, not a curated record